AAGGUCAAGGCCGUAUACAUCAAUAUUCGAAAUAAGUACUUUCGCCAAUUUGAAACAGUUGUAUUAAUAUCAAUAGCACUCGCAACAUGUAGCAACGCCACGCGAGGACGGAGGAAAUUAACCCUCCGCCCACAAUCACAAGUGCACACGCGUAGAGUUUCUCACGGCGAAGCAACUGAAGAAUGACUGAAGGGAGCGUUCAGAUGCGUCUUCACUUGAUGACCAAACGUCACUUCCUACUCGUUCUUCUCACCUUCUUCGGCUCUUUUAUCGCAGUAGUCAUCGUAGGGACAGUAGGACCAACAAUACUAAAAAGUCAAGCUGAUUCUCACCCUUUAGGGGCACACAAUUCCUCUCAGUUGGAUGAACAAUUCUCAGACUUUUAUUCUGUUGGUCCUUUUAUUCUGUACCCGCCUUCGCUGUCAAAAUUUAAUCAGCAGCUGUGGCUGCUCAGUCAGAUUACUAACCAGAAACACGUGCAAGGAAGUAGCAUGAAGAUAACUAUGGAAGUACAAGUGCAGCUGUCUACAGAAAGCUCUGACAAAGCUACCCCAUAUGGGAAGCAAAUCAAUCACAACAGAAUAGUGGAAUGUAAAGAGGUGUGUGACGACCUGGUCAUAAUGCACCUUGGAUUUAUCAGCGAGCAGUCGUACAGAGUGGAGGUCACGUUCGCUCGUCUUGCCAAUCGAGAAUUCUUUGGAAAUGUUACUUUUAAGUGGACAUAUUACAAUGCAGCGUUUACUCAGUUGGAAAUUUGGUUCAGAUUUGGAUUUCUCGUCUUAGCAUUUUUGGCGACUUGCUUGUUUGUAUAUUCACUGAAAAAAUUUACUUUUCGAAAUUGGAGCAUUGAGCAGAAGUGGAUGUCUAUCUUGCUGCUUUUUCUAUGUCUCUAUAACAAUCCUCUUCUGCCAUUAUCGUUCCUGGUGUCUAGCUGGAUACCUGGCAUGUUGGAUGCUUUGUUUCAAGCGACCUUUCUGAGUGGGUUAUUGUUGUUCUGGCUGUGUGCCUAUCAUGGCAUUAGACAGAGUGAAAGAAGGUUUUUCAAAUUCUAUCUUCCUAAGUUGAUGAUUGUGUUCUUGAUUUGGCUGUCAGCUGUCACACUGGCUUCCUGGCAGAAGUACAAUGAAUUGGAAGAUCCUGGAUACAAUGCAGAUCUGGAUACAAAGAAUUUUAUGGGUUUCAAAGUGACAUUCUUUGUUGUGAUCGGCCUAUAUGUUCUGUACCUUUUGUACUUGGUGGUCAGAGCGUUUGUAGAGAUGAUAAAUUCGUCACACUUUGAUAUCCGCUUCAAGUUUCUCAGCGGUCUCAUGUUUACAGUUUUGGCUAUAAGUAUUGCUAUCACCGUGUUGAGAUUCGGGAACUGGUCGCUCCAGCCCACCUUCAUAUCUGGUCUGACGACACAAUACAACAAUUCUGCCGAGUUCCUCGCUUUCUACGGCCUCCUCAACUUCUACAUGCUAACUAUGGCAUUCGUCUACUCUCCAACCAAAUACGCAUUAAUCGACUCACAUUUCCAAGAUGAUCCAAUGACUUCAAUGAUCAGUGGCUCAGAUGACGAAACAUCUCUCAAAGCCUGGCAUGCUGCUAGAGAAUCAGACAGUGAAGGGUAGAUGAAAUUACUGUCAACGGCACUAUUGAACAGUAAGAGUUUAGGGCUAACGGGAUGAUAUUGUACAAAUCACGAAAAGCAUUAGGGGUGUACAUGAACAUA
Molecule: messenger RNA, 1711 nt
Organism: Corticium candelabrum
Lineage: Eukaryota; Metazoa; Porifera; Homoscleromorpha; Homosclerophorida; Plakinidae
Product: transmembrane protein 181-like
Exons: 17
Coding region: 183-1610 (475 amino acids)
Molecular function (GO): toxic substance binding
Source: RefSeq, a predicted model, not a curated record